Pistacia vera is the source of this 1845-nucleotide messenger RNA. Its product is annotated as BTB/POZ domain-containing protein At3g09030-like. Gene Ontology annotation, biological process: protein homooligomerization. Lineage: Eukaryota; Viridiplantae; Streptophyta; Magnoliopsida; Sapindales; Anacardiaceae. The record is from RefSeq and is a predicted model, not a curated record. The transcript has a single exon. The coding region runs from base 130 to 1551 and encodes 473 amino acids.
AAAAUAAUUAAAUAAGGGUAUUAAAGUCAAUUAAUCCUACACUACCGAUCCUUUUCCCGGUGACUACUCCUCCCUGACUGUCUUAAUCCUUGCUUUGCAUCCAUUCAUGAACUCCGCAAUCUGCUUUCAAUGGCUGUAGUAAAUUCCAGUAAUACUCCUGAGCCCCACAACAACAACCGUAUCAAGCUCAACGUCGGUGGCAAACUCUUCGAGACAACUGUCUCAACGAUCCAGUCAGGAGGUCCCGAUUCACUUCUGUACGCUCUAUCAAACCGCCCGACUCACGAACCGAACCCUAUUUUCAUUGACCGGGACCCGGAUAUAUUCUCGGUGCUAUUAUCUCUGCUUCGUUCGAAUCGCUUACCCUCAACUGCAAGCCGCUUUUCUAAACAAGAACUCGCUGAUGAGGCGCUGUACUACGGCAUUGAGUCGCAGCUAAAAUCGGCGAUGUCUCCGCCGCCGUUUCAAGGCAUCGACGCGUCUGUCGUGUCCACUGUCCGUCCCGCAGCUGACGCCCUACCCUCUGCCUUUACGGCGGCGGCCGAUGACGGAUCCCUCUGGAUUGCUCACGGAGGUCAGAUAUCCGUCUACGACUGGAACCUGUCUCACUCGAGCACCGUCCGCACGCACCUAGAGGACAUCACAUCAAUACGCCGCGUUUGGCCUGAUGUGGCCGCCGUCGGUUCAGAUUCCUCCGCCGGUAUACACUUCUACGAUGUCUCAGGCGCUCGCCACGUGGCGACCACUCACUGGACGGACUCGUCCGAUCCGAGGAUAUACAGAGCGCAAGUUAUCGCCAUCUCAGACUCCCCAGGUUCCAUCUUGGCGUCUUUCGUGUGUCGACACAAAGAGAAUUGCAUCCUCAUGAUUGACAAAUCAACGCUCCAGAUUUCGUCAGAGCUAGGUAGACAAUCCGGUAGCUCGUCAAAGACCACAGUCCCCGGGAAGCUGACGUGGAUUCAGUCGACCGGCCUUAUCUUAGGAAGCUCGGUCACCAGCGGGGCAUUCGGUUAUUCCGGAUACAUAAGGAUGUGGGACCCACGUUCAGGAGAUGUGGUUUGGGAAACGAACGAGCCAGGUUCGGGCCGAAGCAGUAGGUUCGGAGACUCAUUUGCUGACGUGGAUGUGGACGCGGAGGAGUUGUGUCUGUUCAAAAUAUGUUCGAAGUCAGGCGAUUUAGCGAUGGCAGAUUUGCGUAAUUUAGGCGAAGAUCCGUGGGUAUAUAUGAAGGACAGCAGUCAUAAUGUAAGAAAUUUCAGCGAGGGAGGGAAUUGGUAUGGAGGAAAUACCAUAAUACAUUGCUAUAAAAAUCAAGUGUUCGUGGGGAGCCAAGGGGGAUUAGAGGUUUGGUCAAGAGUUGAAGAGAGAGAAAGGGGAUUGAAUGAAGGAUUGUAUAAGAGAAAUUAUGUGGAUAAAGUGGAGGAUUCAGAGAGAGGAUUGAUAACCAGAAUUGAAGGUGGUGGGAAUAGAUUGUUUGUUAGUAGACAAGAUGUUGAGGGAAUUGAAGUGUGGGAGAGUUCAUCUUUCUCUGGUGUGGUUUCAGUCUUGUGAUAGAUUAUCUCAAUGAGAACAUUGUUUUUCAGUUUUAAUGACUUUAAAAGAGUCCAUCACCCAGCUCCAGCUGAUUGUUUUCUUUCCCCCAUUUUCAUUGAAUCUCAUUAAGGCCUCCUUCUAUGUUUUUCUUUCAGGAUAUUCCUAACUUACUGCCCUUAAUACUAGUGUAAAACGUUUUAAAACAUACUCGAAUCUUUGACUGAUGGCACCUUCCUCUGUUAGCACUAGUUGCUAUACUCACCUUCUUUUUACUAAUUCACGCGGCGAUUAUAUCUCGAGUAAUUGAUGAUA